Messenger RNA from Triticum turgidum subsp. durum (durum wheat), 2028 nucleotides. NCBI's taxonomy places the organism in Eukaryota, Viridiplantae, Streptophyta, Magnoliopsida, Poales, Poaceae. The record is from the annotation of a GenBank genome assembly.
AUGGUUUCCAUCAACCCGGAGUCAAAAUCAAGAGCUGUGAACAGGGAGGUACUCAGUGAGCUAAUCAAGUUGCACGGGAAGACAUCCCUUGGCGGCAAAUUGCCUGCCUAUGAUGGAAGAAAGAGUCUCUACACUGCAGGCUCACUCCCUUUUGAGUCUGAGGAGUUCUCUGUUACACUGGUUGAUCCCGAAAAGAAAGACAAAGAAAAGGCUGAAAGGGAGUACAAGAUCACCAUUAGGAUUGCUGGGAGGACAGACCUGUACCACCUCCAGCAGUUUCUCAAAGGAAGACAGAGGGAUAUGCCUCAAGAAACCAUCCAAGUUCUUGAUGUUGUCCUCAGGGAGUCACCAUCCUGGAACUAUGUCACAGUGUCCAGAUCCUUCUUCUCCACCACCUUUGGUCACAGAGGAGACAUUGGUGAAGGAUUAGAGUGCUGGAGAGGUUACUACCAGAGCUUACGCCCAACUCAGAUGGGGCUGUCACUCAAUAUAGACAUAUCUGCAACAUCCUUCUUCAAGCCUGUGACAGUGGUCCAGUUUGUGCUAGAGUUCCUCAACUUACGUGAUGCCUCGCGCCCUCUGACAGACAGGGACCGUAUUAAGAUAAAGAAAGCACUCCGUGGGGUGCGUGUCGAAACAAACCACCAGGAAGACCAAAUCAGAAGAUAUAAGAUAACAGGGAUUACUCCUGUUCCCAUGAGCCAGCUCAUAUUUCCUGUUGAUGAGAGAGGAACAAGAAUGUCAGUUGUUCAUUACUUCAUGCAAAGAUACAACUACAAUCUGCAGUAUACUUCUUGGCCCUGCUUGCAGUCUGGAAGCGAUGCUCGGCCUGUGUAUCUGCCUAUGGAGGCGUGCAAGAUUGUUGAAGGGCAAAGGUACUCUAAGAAACUGAAUGACAAGCAGGUCGCCAACAUACUUAGAGCUACCUGUCAACGUCCCCAGCAGAGGGAGCAAAGCAUUCGUGAGAUGGUUCUGCAUAACAAGUAUGCUGAGGACAAGUUUGCUCAGGAGUUUGGAAUCAAUGUCUGCAGUGACCUUGUCUCUGUUCCAGCCCGUGUGCUGCCUCCCCCCAUGUUGAGAUAUCAUGAUUCUGGAAAGGAGAAAACUUGUGCGCCAAGUGUUGGACAGUGGAACAUGAUUAACAAGAAAAUGAUCAAUGGAGGAAUCAUAGACAACUGGGCCUGUGUGAGUUUUUCACGCAUGCGUCCUGAGGAGGUACACAGGUUCUGUUGUGAUCUGAUUCAGAUGUGCAAUAUGACUGGAAUGUCUGUCAAUUCAAGGCCACUUGUAGACAACCGAUCAGCGAGCCCCAACCACAUUGAGAAUGCUUUGAGAGAUGUCUACAGGAGGACAACGGAAAUGCUUUCCAAGCAGGGACACGAAAAACAGCUACAACUGUUAAUUGUAAUCCUACCUGAAAUCAGUGGUUCUUAUGGGAAAAUCAAGAAGGUUUGCGAGACUGACCUUGGGAUUGUGUCUCAGUGUUACCUGCCAAGAUAUGCUGCCAGACCGAACAAGCAAUAUCUGGAGAAUGUUGCACUCAAAAUCAAUGUGAAGGUCGGACUGCCACCUUCCAUUGAGAAGGCCUUUGCUCGAUUUGGUGUUCCUGCUGUUACAAAAGUCCCAACAAUCAUCUUUGGUGCUGAUGUUACACACCCCCCACCUGGAGAGGACUCCACAUCAUCUAUUGCUGUGGUGGUGGCAUCAAUGGACUGGCCAGAGAUCACCAAGUACAGAGGUCUUGUCUCUGCUCAACCACACAGGCAGGAGAUAAUCGAAGACCUCUUCAGUGUCAGCAAAGAUCCGCAGAGGGGCAAUGUCAAUGGUGGCAUGAUCAGGGAGUUACUGAUUGCCUUCCGCUGGAAGACAGGCCGGAGGCCUGAGAGGAUACUCUUCUACAGGGAUAGUGUGAGUGAAGGCCAGUUGAGCACUGUACGUUUUCAUGAAAUGAAUGCAAUCAGGAAGGCCUGUGCUGCUUUGGAGGAGGGGUAUAUGCCCCAAAUUAUAUAUAUUGCUCUUGAUAAAUGA